Messenger RNA from Alternaria atra, 7941 nucleotides. RefSeq lists its product as uncharacterized. The record is from RefSeq and is a predicted model, not a curated record. Gene Ontology annotation, cellular component: small-subunit processome; nucleolus; 90S preribosome. NCBI's taxonomy places the organism in Eukaryota, Fungi, Ascomycota, Dothideomycetes, Pleosporales, Pleosporaceae. Bases 1 to 7941 code for a protein of 2646 amino acids. The transcript is spliced from 2 exons.
AUGUCACGAGGCCUCACUACCAAGUCGACUGAAAAGCCGAAAUCCAAGAUAGCAAAGUCGACGCGCCCACAGAAAAGAGUCAAGGGCGGCACCGAAUCGACGCGCAACCAUGUCUUCAAAGGCUUCACCCAGCGCAUUGCCCAGCUCAAGAUCGAACCCAUUCGCCGCGGUCGCAGCACCAUUCUCGACGAUGCCGAACUCGAAUCCACCUUUUCCUACUUCCGCGACUCUUUCGUGGAGUGGAGAGAGCUCAACAUGUCCGAAGGCUUCACGACUUUCGCCCGCAAAGUCGCGCCAUUAUGCGACAGCCUCCCACAGGUCCUACAUCACAGCGAUCGCAUAUUCGAAUUGCUCGUAGAAUACAUUGAGAAAGGCGAGAAAUUCAGCCAAGAACCGCUGCUCAGUCUCACGGCGCAUCUGGCUCACGACUUGGGCGAGAGAUUUGAGAAGCAUUUUGAGAAGGCAGUGAAGACGGUAUCGCAUUUGGCAGCUACACAUGCUGAUGUCGAGGUCAUAGAGUGGGCUUUUGGCUGUCUCGCAUGGCUCUUCAAAUACCUCUCGCGGCUCUUAGUACCGAACCUACGCCCAGUUUUCGAUCUUAUGUCGCCUCUGCUAGGCAAAGAGCGUCAGAAGGCCUUCGUAUCCCGUUUCGCCGCCGAAUCGCUCAGCUUCCUUGUCCGCAAAGCCGGUGCUGGCUACCACAGAGACAAGAUGCCGCUCAGGACCAUCAUAAAGCACAUAUCAGACCAGCUGAAGGACCAACAAGAGUCGGGCAAGGACUACGCUUUUCAACAGGGUCUCAUGUACCUCUUGACCGACUCGCUGAAAGGCGUGCAGCGAGGAUUUCACUCGAGCGCUACGGCGAUAUUACAGGAGCUCUUAGCAGAGACGUACAACGAAGAGCACGUCCAACUUAGAAUUCCGCCUCUCGAGCCCGUGCUAGCUGGCGUCGUUACUGCCGCGAUUCACCACACGGACGCUGAAAACUUCGGGCCCUUACUCGAAGUGAUUCUCGCACAAAUCAAUAAAACAUCCUCCGAUACGCGAUACCUGGGCCUCUCGUCUCGUCUAUUACUAGUCACGUGCGGUGUGCGACAAGGUGACCGUAUUGAUGACUGGCAGCCUGCACUGGCCAUAGUCAGUCACUUGUUGGAAUCGACAAAUACAUCCACGGCUCUGGAUCCUGUUGAUGCAUGGGAGGUCUUAUCUGUUAUCUCCGUGGUAUUCCAAUACUGUGCUUUGGAUGCGGCGAUACCCCAUGAAAAACUGCUUGAAGGGCUCAGCCGUGGCCCAUGGGAGCCCUACUUCCUACCUUUCUGCAACCUUUUUGCUGACCUGGGAGUGGAGAGAUUCAGAACGUUGUUACUACCGUAUUUCAAGAGGUUCAUCGCACAGAAGGCACAUGAGCAUGGAUCGCAAUUUUGCGCUAUUCUUCCUCGACUGUAUCACAACGGCGCGCUAGCGAAUGGCGCUCUGCAACCUUCAGAGCGCUGGCAAACGACCUUACAUGAGCCAUUCGACAAGCUCCUUGAGUCUACACGUGGUGGUGUCGAUUCAGACUACGAUACUUUCUAUUGCAAUGCUUUGUUAGGCGCCAUAGAGACGCUACGCAUAGGCAACGACAAGACCCGCGGAAUCUGGAACAACCUUGCAGAGUUACUCCGAAAUGCCGUAGAUAUCGACAGCGCAAAAACCCGACGGACUACAGACAUCUUUGCUACUGGGAAUGGCUUCCAGUUUCUCAUCGGGAAAGGCGACAGCAACGACUUGACAGCAAGUUUGUGGCCUGCAUUGUGCCAAGCAUCCACUGUAUACGGCCAUUCCGUGGCCUUCUGGCGCGCGCUCCUAGGCCUGUUACAGCGAGAGAAGACCAAACUCGACAUCACUGGGUCACAUAUGGAGCCUCUCAAGCAAACUCUCAUGCGCUGCUUGGGCUCUCCAUCACACGAUCUGAGACUCACAGCCAUAUAUGUUCUGCAGAUUAUCGCAGGACAGAGCGAAGAGCAUGAGAAAAUCCUGCAUAUUGCAAUGCUGGUCGAGCAGACGCCACUGAAUCUCGAAACUCAGAGGUCCAUUGCAAUGCGUAUAGGGCAAAUCGCAAAGUUGUACCCAGGUGUAUGCUCCGAUCAGUCGGUAGGGGAGGCUAUACCUGCGUUCUGUCUAGGACUGCUCCACGUCCGACUAGCUUCGGUCUGGGAUGACAGUUGCACAGCUUUGAAGGCAAUAUGCGAGACGAAAGAGGGAGAGGGCUUUGUUACUCAAAUCGUUUUCGAAUGGCUGACUGCUGCCGAUGUUAGCCCGAGUGCUACUGACGACUCUCAACCAACCUCUUCACAGCGCCCCUACGCCACCGACUUUGAGUGUACCAACCUCAUGCAACUUCAAGACCACAUCUCCAAUAUACAGUCUCAGGCUGACAGCACCGAAGAGCAGCUAGAGACUCUCUUCAAAGAAGACCACGCCGAAGUACCUUUUUACAACCCAUUCAGCAGGACACAAGCUCUCAGAGUCUUGAGUUCUCUGCCACAUAUCGCAGAGAAGCGGUCGCGCCUUCUCGUUCCUGUACUCUUGAACUGGGCGCUGAAUCAAGCCACGCCGGAACCCGAAGAUGCCUCCAACACGGAAGAGGAUGCUGGCGCUGUUGCUCAGGACCGCUGGGCAAGAAAAGACCAGAAAGCAAUGCUCUCGAUCUUCGCGAAAUUCAACAACCCCAAGGUUCUGUACCGAACUGAUGAAGUCCGUGAAGCCUUGCUCGCUUUACUGGGUAAUGGAGAUAUUGAGAUCCAAAAAGCUGCACUGAAGGCGCUUCUCACCUGGAAAGAUCCUGCCAUCGUGGCAUAUCAAGAACAACUGCUCAAUUUGCUCGACGAUGAGCGCUUCCGUGACGAGCUGCCAAUCUUCCUCAGCGAAGGAAAGCUCCAAGAUACCGAUGUGGAUCAAGUACUCCCGAUUGUGUUGCGCCUAUUGUACGGCAAGGUCAUAGCUGGCAAACGAGGGCUUGAGUCGAAGAGGAAAGCCGUUUUCGUCGGCCUCAAGAACAGAUUUGGAGAUGACGCCAUACAUCAAUUCUUACAAAUCGCUUUCGGGCCUCUAGGCCACAUUUCAAUACUGAAAGACUCCGCGGUCGAUGAAGAGCUGCUGCAAAAAGAUCUAGUCGACGCACGAAAGCAAGUCGGUAUGCUAAACCUACUGGAUGACUUGCUGAGUACUUUUGCAACUACAUUCGCGCCAUUCGCCGGAACCGUCGUGGACCCCAUUCUGUACUCCGCCAUCAAAGCAUCACGAGAACUAUCAAGACCGAACGAUCGUGAAGACGAUGAAGGCCGAGCAACGAACACGUCCUUGCUGAAGACUAUAAGGCAGCGCGCCUUGCAGAUUCUAGGAAGGCUGUUCGAGAAUUGCCCGGAGUUCGAAUGGAAGCCGUAUACAGGUGCUCUCGUCAAGGAGAUGGUCGAACCCAGGCUCGAGCAGUUGCCCAUUGAGACGGCUCAAUCUGUCUCUGGGCUUCUACGAUUGUUCGCGGCGUGGUCGAAAUCGAGCCCUACGGCUCCAUUUUUGGUAGAGUUUAACCCUGCGAUCUUGCACAAGGUCAUCGACUGCCUCAAGGUACCGUCAGCCAAGGACGAGGUCAAGUGCUUUGUUCUAAACGACAUCAUCCGGAACAUCGUUUCUCUUGUUACUGUGGAAGAUGAAGUGCCUACGACAGACUUGAAGCUUCUUCGGAACCGUAUCCACACAGACAUCAUCCAGCCAUACUCGACUGCGAUACUUCACCGGGUUGGUCAACUGCUUCGCCAAAGUCCUAGCAAAGAACUGCUUGAAGCUGGAGUACAGACCGUUGCAGACCUAGCCCCUCAUGUAGUCGGUGCCACGGAGUCACGUAGCAUGAUCGAGAUCGCAACUUUCCUGCUUCGCCAGCCAUCAAAGCGCGUAAACCCGCGGACCAAGUUAGGUUUACUCAAGAUUCUUCAUGAGUUCAUACAGCGUUGUGAUAGUCAGGGUCUGACUGAGCUUUUCGACACAAUCUACGAUGCCGUCUGUCCUAUGUUCAGUUUCGUUCAAGACCGAACAGCCCGAACCCUGCUUUGCGAUGUUCUCCAAGAUCUUUCUGACACCAACGGCGACCUCAUGGUAAUUGCAAAGUUGUGCCAUGAUCUCAACUCUUUCGCUACUGGACGCCUCGACGAGCCGGAUUUCGAACGCCGUUCGCAAGCCUUCAAUACUAUCAACGAGCAAAGCUAUCGGUCUUACACGCUCACACAGUGGAAACCUCUGGUCUACAACAUGCUGUAUCUUAUCAAAGACAACGACGAGCUCAGUAUUCGGGUCAAUGCAUCUUUAUCGCUGCGUCGCUUCAGCGAGGUAUCGUCAAGCGAACAGUUCAGAGCAUUCGUCUCAGCGGCUGUCCUGCCUGGGAUCCACGCUGGUAUGCGGGAAACCUCGGAGCUUGUGCGUGUCGAAUACCUUGCUGUCCUUGAGCAUCUGGUAAAGACACACCCUGACUGGGCACCUGUAGCAGAUCUUCAUGUGCUCCUUUCAGAAGAUGACGAGGCGUCGUUCUUCGGCAACAUUCUUCACAUCCAGGGUCAUCGACGACUGAGAGCCUUGCGCCGCUUAGCCGCAAACGCAUCCCACUUGCGAGGUACAAACAUCUAUCAUACCCUCAUACCACUCCUUGAGCACUUCGUCUUCAACAAAGGCGAUGAUGAGGCUGCGGAUAGCCUCUUGGGAGAGACAAUCAAAACACUUACUUCCUUGACCGAAGGUCUGGAGUGGCCACAAUUCCGCUCAUUGCUCAAACGUUAUAUCGGCUACUUGACAAGCAAGGAAGACAUGCAAAAGCCAAUCAUCCGAUUGAUCGCUGGCUUGAUGGACGGUCUGAAUCAUUCAGCACGCGCCAAAGGGUAUAUCGCAAAGGCCCCCUCUGGGCAAGAUGGUCACAUUGCUUCCGAGAACGACGAAGCUUCGGACGUAAUGGAUGUUGAUGAGCCUUUGUCGACCCUGGCUAAGACUCUCCCACAACAGGAUAAGCUGAGCAGCGAUCUCAUCAACAACUUCCUGCCUGAUCUGACCAACUUCCUGCACAAGAAGGACGAGGCCACUGUCAGUCUAAGAGUGCCGAUUGCAGUCGCAAUCGCGAAGGUUCUCUUGGUGCUCCCGCCCCUCGAGAUUGAGACACGCCUACCGGGAGUUCUCUUGGAUAUCUGCUACAUCUUGAAGAGUCGCGCGCAAGAGGCUCGCGAUAUGUCGAGAAACACACUGAGCGACAUCGCUACGCUGAUGGGCCCGGGCUACCUGGGGUUCAUCUUGAAGGCUUUACGAACUGCGCUCCAGCGAGGAUACCAGCUUCACGUUCUCUCAUUCACUUUGCACUCGAUUCUAGUCAAGCUUGCCGACCAAACGAAACCGGGUGAUCUCGAUUACUGUCUAGCGGAUCUAGUCGACGUGGUCAUGGAUGAUACUUUUGGUGCUGCAGGUCAAGAGAAAGAUGCGGAGGAGUACAUAUCCAAGAUGAAGGAAGUCAAGAGCAGCAAAUCCUUCGAUUCCAUGGAUAUCAUAGCACGAUCAGCUACGCCCGCGCACAUCAUCAAGCUUGUGCUCCCAAUCAGGUCACUACUGAUCGAGAAGCUCAACGCCAGAAUGGUCCAAAAGAUUGACGAGCUUUUGCGACGCAUUGGACUCGGUGUUCUCCAGAACCCGACGGUCAACAACAGGGACAUCCUGGUGUUUUGCUAUGAGCUCAUCCAGGAGGUCUACGCCGCGAACACGUCUACCGACAAGAAGGCUAAGAUAGAUCCAAAGAACAAGCGAUAUCUGAUCAACAACCGUGGUGCGGCGAAGUCCGGCGCGAGACUCAGCACGUCCUCGUACCUGUACAAGAUGAUACGCUUUGGUAUGGACAUCCUUCGAACUGUGCUCCGCAAGCACGAAGACCUCCAGACGCCUCAGAACCUGGCUGGCUUCCUUCCGAUCAUCGGCGACGCCAUGGUACAAGGUCAAGAGGAGGUGCAGGUUUCGGCUGUUCGUCUUCUUACAACCAUCAUCAAGGUACCUAUGACGGAGCUGGACACGAACUGCCCUGUGUACAUCGACGAAGCAAUGCGCGCCAUCAAAGGCGCACUAUCGUCCAACACAGAGCUUGCGCAGGCUUCUUUGAAGCUAGUCUCAGCCGUCCUACGCGAGCGGCCGAACGUGCAGAUCAAAGAACGAGAUAUCGGACACCUUCUCAAGCGCAUGAUGCCCGACUUGGAUGAGCCAGAUCGCUCAGGUGUGAGCUUUGGUUUCCUCAAGGCUGUCAUGAAUCGGCACAUCGAUGUUCCCGAGAUGUAUGAAGCCAUGGAUAAGGUCGCCGAGAUGAUGAUCACCAAUCAGACGAAAUCUGCACGCGAUAUCGCUCGUUCACACUACUUCCAAUUCUUGACAUCGUAUACGCAGAGUGAGAAGCGCUUCAAGAAGCAGAUCGAAUUCCUCCUCAAGAACCUCCGAUACGAGCAUGUAGAGGGCAGGCAGUCAGUUAUGGAGGCGCUCGACCUCAUCAUCGGAAAGGCGCUGCCUCGCUUCCCAGAGAAGGCACAGUACGAGUACCAUGGUAUCAUGUUCCUCCCGUUGAUCAACACUGUGGCGAACGAUGACUCAAGCAAAUGCCGUGAAAUGGCCAGCUUGCUCAUCAAGAGACUAUUCCAACAUUCCAGCGACAAACGACUACAAAGUUUUGCGACCGACCUCAAGAGUUGGUUGGAACAGGACGACAAUGUCGGCCUGAAGCGUCUUGGCAUCCAAUGUUUCGGGUUCUACUUCGAAGCAAUGGAGGAGGAUGAAGAGCCGAAAGAGCUUGCAUACGUCCUUGACCGACUGGACUCCACAAUUGACGAGUGCUUGACACGACGCGAUGAAGACGACUGGGAGUUGCUAUACUACUCUCUUACGCUGCUCUCGAAGGUUUGCAAGAAGUACACAGACACCAUGUUUGCAUCGAACAAAGACAGCCUCUGGACCGCUGUGCAGGCCAGUGCAACCUACCCGCACUUGUGGGUCAAGCUCAAGGCUGCAGAACUCUUGGGUACAUACUUCGCGCACCUUGGAGUAUCGAACAAGGAUACUGGUCUUGAAGCACUGCCCUUGGAAGGGUCAGGCGGUUUACAGCUAGCAGAGCAGAGCAUGACGCAGCUCUGCAAUGCAUUUUUGAGAAACUUGCUCAACUCAGAGGUCUCGGAACAGCUCUGCAUGCAGAGCGUGAAGAACAUCGCUUUCCUGGCCCGAUGCCUCGCUGUAAAUGGCGCCAAGUGGCAUUGGCAGAAGACGGAUGACGAUGAAGAAGUGGGAGAUACCGUGGCUCCAACGACUGGUGACGCUGCAGCCGUAGAAGAUGAGGAAGACUUUGGCGGUUUUUCACCUCCACCUGAGGCCGCAAAACCCAAGAAGACAGAGGACACUCCACCGACAGCCAUCCAUCGCCUGAUGAUCCGCCUAUCGGGUAUUGUCCGCAAAGACAAGAGCACCAUGAACGCCAAGACAGCCAUCAUGAACCUUUUCGACACUAUCGCUGCCAAGUUCCCUCUCGAACGAUUAUCCACAUCCCUUCCACACCUUCUCACAACUCUUUCCACCCUCACCGACGCCACUGCAACCUUCCCGAAAUCCUCCGCUGCUUUGGUCUCUAACAAUGCACCCAACGACCCCUACAAAUCCCUCGCCGACAAGGCGCGCGAAGUCAUGAACACAUUGCAGAAGCGCCUCGGUACGCAAGAAUACCUGAACGUCAUGGCUGAAGUGCAAAGAGGCGUCCGCGAGAGGCGCGAGGAGAGGAGGAGAAAGAGGAAGGUUGACGCUGUGUUGGAUCCGGAGAAGGUUGGCAAGGAAAAGAGGCGGAGACACGAUGUUAAGAGAGUUAAGCGGAAGGAGAGGAGUGCUGAGGAGAGGGGGAAGCGUAGGGGUUGGUAG